This is a messenger RNA of Camelina sativa (false flax), 829 nucleotides long. RefSeq lists its product as uncharacterized. Lineage: Eukaryota; Viridiplantae; Streptophyta; Magnoliopsida; Brassicales; Brassicaceae. Gene Ontology annotation, biological process: response to auxin. The record is from RefSeq and is a predicted model, not a curated record.
AUACCAUAAAGUUUGGCAACAGCAGCCGAGAGUACGUAUUGUUGCAUGAGAAUUCUACUAAGUAAAUGAAAUCAGAGUCAAGAUAUAUAACCAGCUUAUGUGUAUCAUUUCUUCUGUGCUGGUGAGGUAUAGCUAUUUGAUUUUCUUUGUUAACAAGUUCAAGUUGGUUAGAAUUAGAUCAUUAAAUAACCCCAAAGCAUAUGAUUAGCCCAAUAUUUUAAACAGAAAAACAAUUAACCUCUAAUUCUGAAAUUAAUUUAAUCAGAGUUAGAGGGUCACCACCUCUAUAUAUCCGCAACUCUCAAAAUCCAUCACGUCCUCAUCACUACACAUAGAAAGAGACAAACGCUAAACCAUCACAUAAACAAGACAUUUUACCAAACCUAUUUCUUGUCUUGUGUCUUCUAUCUUCACCAUGGAAGACAAGAAGUCCAACAAGAUCAGAGAGAUCGUUAAGCUUCAACAGAUCCUCAAGAAAUGGCGCAAACAAGCGAUUGCAUCAAAGGCAGCCAAAAACAACACCACCGAAGAGAACAACAACAGUGGCGGAGGUAGCAAGAGCAUCAAGUUUCUGAAGAGGACACUGUCAUUUACAGAUGUAACAGCUGUGCCUAAAGGGUAUCUAGCUGUCUCGGUCGGGUUAGAGAAGAAGAGGUACACAAUACCAACAGAGUACCUUAGCCACCAAGCAUUCUAUGUUCUUUUACGUGAGGCAGAAGAAGAGUUCGGGUUUCAACAAGCCGGUCUCUUGAGGAUUCCGUGUGAAGUUUCUGUUUUCGAGAGCAUAUUGAAGAUAAUGGAGGAGAAGAACGAAGGGUACCUGGUGAAG